GUUGCAUAGCGGUAUAAAACAGAAGUUAAAGAUAAAUGACAUUAAGUCAGAUCCUAGUUACAGUUCACAGAUUCUGCAAUGAAGUUUAUGCUUUCACUACUGGCCUUGGGCUACGUAGCGAUAGCUGUCGCCGCCCCCAGUUUGCCGGUAAACCCUGGAGGCAUCGGGGGCUUAUUUAAGGGCCCCAAUUCGGAAACCAUCAUCAAAGGGCCCGACGGAAGUGUUAUAACUUCAGCUGCUGAAGGUGGAGAAGUGCACACUAAUCUUGAACCAAUCGUAGUUGCCGAAGAAGUAGUACCUGUAGAACCCGUGGUACCUAUAGAAGCGGUAGCGGUACCUUCCCCACCUGUAGAAAACAAACAAAGUUCUGACUUGAUUGGCCCUUCUGGCAGAAUAGUUACACAAGGGUCACAAUCUAUUAUUGCCGGGCCUGCUUCAACCACAAUUACAGGUAGUGCUGUAUUAGCAGAAACUGUAAUAAAAGGGGCACCAGUUGUAGGAACACCAGUUUUAAGUGUCGCUCCAGCUGUUGUACCUGUUGCAACUGUAACAGCAGCUCCUAUUGCUGUAAGCCCAGUUUCUGUAACAGUUCCACCUUCCCCUUUGGUUCUUGAAACUGAUUUAGUUGCUCCGGCUAGAAUUUCUAGUGUCACUCCAACUUCUCUCAAUGUUAUUGCAACAGCUUCAGUUUUACCACACUAUACAGCUACAGCAACUGUUGAAACGGUUUCUUCUUUACCUGUAAUUUCUUCAACAGCUGCACCAGUUCCUGUCGCUGGUUAUGGGGUACACGGUGUGACUGUUAAUGGUUUUAAAGAUCAUUUGGUUCAUGAGUUUUCAACGGCAUCGCCUUUGCCAGUGAUACAUUCAACAGCUUCUCCUGUAAAUGGCGUUGUAGGCGUUGAUUCAUCAACAGAAUCACCAAUAAUUUCUUCAACUGUAUCUCCUGUUAUACAAAAAGGAAUUGCUGUCAAAGGCCUUGUAGGAAAUACUGAUCAUAUUAAUCUAGGACCUCAAUUGGUUUACUCUCCAACACCAUCAGUACCUAACAGAAUACACCAACAAGAUCUUGCUGCUCACGGUCUUGUAGGAACUAAUGAUCGAAUUGAUCUUGGACCUCAGUUAAUACAUGAUCAAUUAGCUAUUGAUAACAGACAGUUGCACCUCAAUCCAGCUUUAAUCCCGCCUGCGAAUAUAAUUCCCCCUGAAAUAUCAGUAACCCCAAAAACGCCCAUUGCCCGCUUACGUCCUACUCCCGGUACUUUGCUUACAACUCCAGGAUUGGGAACAGUUGCGAACUCCCCAAAUAUAUUAAGGGAGGAAGGGAGUGUUGGUAUAAAUGUAACUCCAAACUCUUUACAAUACGUACCUCAAUACCCACACAUAUUAAGAGAAGAUGGAACUGGAGGAUAUGGUGUGUCCCCAAACACUUUACGAUAUGUACCUCAACAUCCGCACAUAUUGAAAGAAGAGGGAAGUGUAAGUUUUGGUGUAACUCCAAACGUAUUAAGACAAGAUGGAAGUGCAGGAUAUGGCGUUACCUCAAACACCAUACAAUACGUACCUCAGUCUCCUCACUUAUUAAGAGAAGACGGAAGUGCAGGUUUAGGUGUAACUCCAAAUACUUUACAAUACGUACCUCAGUACCCACACAUAUUAAGAGAAGAUGGAACUGGAGGAUAUAGUGUUACCCCCAACACUUUACGAUAUGUACCUCAACCUCCGCAGAUAUUAAAAGAAGACGGAAGUGCAAGUUUAGGUGUAACUCCAAACGUAUUAAAACAGGAUGGAAGUGUAGGGUAUGGCGUUACCCCAAACACUUUACAGUAUGUACCUCAGUCUUCUCACAUAUUAAGAGAAGAUGGAAGUGCAGGUUUAGGUCUAACUCCAAAUACUUUACAAUACAUACCUCAACCUCAAUUAACAAACCAGCGACAACCUCAACUCAGUUCGCAACAAUUCGUAGCUUUACAAAAUCAACAAAAUUUGCUCAAUAACCAGAUACAAUAUGCACCAGCAGGUCAAGCUACUGGUCCUGCUUUGUUUACUCCAACUGAAGAACCAAAUGAAGACCGACCAGGCGAAGAUCCCAAUGUUGCAAUAGGAGGUGCUCGAAUAACACCACCACCUCCACCGCCAAAUAUUCCACAACAAGGAGUGUUAAGUUCGGAAUUGGCUAAAUCUGGAAUUGAUGCAAGUCAGUUGCAGUUGACGAAUGUGCCUUUGUCGGCUGUGUCUAAUUUUCCAGAAGAUUUGAAUGUCAAAAGGGCUGUAAUUUACAAUGUGAGGCCGCAAAGUAGGGGUCGACAUGGUAGACAAGUUGAAAACGAAAAGAAAACAAACUAACAAAAUAGGGAAAACAACUAGUCAGUAUUGAGUUGUGGUGUACUAAUAUUCGCUUAAAUAAGUUUGAUAUUGUUUGCAUUUUUUUAUAUUAUUUCAUAAAGAUGUAAUAAAUAAUCGUUUUUG
Molecule: messenger RNA, 2469 nt
Organism: Tribolium madens (black flour beetle)
Lineage: Eukaryota; Metazoa; Arthropoda; Insecta; Coleoptera; Tenebrionidae
Product: calphotin-like
Exons: 3
Coding region: 79-2346 (755 amino acids)
Source: RefSeq, a predicted model, not a curated record